UCGGGCUGGGCUGACUUGGGAGACACCGGGCAAUUCCGUGCCACCGCAGGCAGGUUUGCGGACCCCUUGCUCGCCGCCCCCUGAUCUUAGCAGCGCUUGCACGACACCCUGGAGCACAAACUGCCUAACCGUUUUCUGCCAACCCAGAAAGCUCGGUUAACUCGGAAAAUGGUCUGGGGUCACGCGUUUGCAAAACGUUAACGCUUCUUGCGUGACUGUGGGAGGCGCAUAAACAAAACACGGGACUUAUUUGGCUCUCGGACAUCGAUUCAGGUCAGAACUGAUCCGAGAUUAAUAAUAAUCUGUGGAAAUGGAGGAAAAGAAGAACAAAAGGAGGAGUCCCAAGUCAUCCACAACUCACGUCAGUCAGGUUCUUAACAAUAAGAAAAACACUGUGCCUUCUAGCAAAAGUACAGCAUUUUCCAAUUCUGCAUCCCAGGUUCCUUUACAAAGACCAAAGUUUAAAAGAGGUGUGAAAGAGAAAGCCAAAACACCAGGAGUGGAAAGCAAAGGAGCUCAGCCGCCUCCUAUCCAGCAUUCAUUUCUCACAGAUGUCUCAGAUGUUCAAGAAAUGGAGAAAGGACUUCUGAGUCUCCUGAAUGACUUCCAUUCUGGAAAACUGCAAGCAUUUGGAAAUGAAUGUUCCAUUGAGCAAAUGGAACAUGUAAGAGGAAUGCAAGAGAAGUUGGCCCGGUUGAAUUUGGAGCUUUAUGGAGAGUUGGAAGAGCUCCCUGAAGAUAAAAGAAAAUUAGCCAGUGACUCUAACCUGGAUAGAUUGUUGACAGAUCUGGAAGAACUGAAUUCUUCUAUACAGAAACUUCACUUAGCAGAUGUUCAAGAUCUUCCAAAUACCAGCACAAGCUAAACAUGCCAUUUUCUUGUUUGUUUUGGGGAUCCAAGUUCUCGUAUUUAAUUUCCAGCGGACUGUUCCUUGCUUCUGUAGCAACAUGUUAAAAAUAAUUACUAUGUCCACACACUCCUCUUAGCAGAUGUGAGUUGUUGCAGCCUUGUCAGGCUUGAAGCUUAGGGUGCCAUGUCUCGCUACUAUGCUUUGUAUUGUUGCCUUAUCCUCUGUGAAAUGUGGGAAAACUUGAAAGUGCAUUUUUAUAAUAGAAAAAAUUCAGUAUUGAUUAAGUUGAUAAUGAAGUAUGGUGUGCCUGCUGCCUUUUUCACAGUGUAGACAAUCAGCACAUGAUCAGUGAUGCCGUUAAAUGAAUGUUUAAUUUAUUUUAGCAAUAAAAUAAUUCUAAAGA
Candoia aspera is the source of this 1253-nucleotide messenger RNA. It is a transcript of the gene CCDC28A, whose product is annotated as coiled-coil domain containing 28A. Lineage: Eukaryota; Metazoa; Chordata; Lepidosauria; Squamata; Candoiidae. Bases 311 to 865 code for a protein of 184 amino acids. The transcript has 6 exons. The record is from RefSeq and is a predicted model, not a curated record.